AUGAUGAAAAUUUUAAGAUAGAUAUGCAUAUUAACUAUCUUCAUAUUGGAAAUAAGAAGUGAAUACAGUAGUAUUUGUGUAUGUAGUCAAAUAUCAGAUGGUGAAUAAUGUGAAAGAUCAAGUAUUUGUUAAUGGAUCUAAAAUAAAUGUUUGAUAAAAAAUGGUGAAAACUAUUUGGAUAAGGGGACUGUAGGAGCUUCAUGUAAGGAAUACUCUUAAGAGGAUUGCAGAUUGAAGGAUAAAUGUGGAUUUUAUUUGGGGGAAUGCAUAGAAUUUAAAGAGUGCAAAGCAUUUAAAAGAGAAGAAUGCUGGGAAUCAUCUAAGAAUUGCAUUAGCGAUGGUAUGAAGUGCAUAGAUGUUGGCGAAUGUGAGGAAUAUGCAAAUUGGAUUACAUGCUAGCACAUGAAUAAGGCUAACCGUUAUUGUUUCUGGUCUAUCAAUGAGAACCCUAAAUGCAGAGUUAGUAGAGAGUGCAAUGAAUUACCAAUGUAUCUAACAAGCGAUUUAGAGUGCAGAGAAUAGAUUUCAUCUUGUACAGUAUCAUUAAAUGGUGGUUGUGAGGAAAGCAAAGAACAUUGCAAAAUGAUAAAGUAUUAAGAGUAAUGCUUUUACAAUAAAGCUAAAUCAGAAUAAUGUUAUUGGGAUUUAGAGCUAUCAGUAUGUGUAGAAUUAGUUUGUGAUAACUUGAGAUUUACAACUGACGAAGAAUGUAGAGGUUUGUUAUUGGAAUGUACAACAAACGGGUAAGUAUGCGUGUUACGUAAAUAAUGUCAAGAUAGCUUAGUAAUGGAAGGUUGUGUUACUGAUGUCUAAGGUAAUAAUUGCAUUUUUAUUCAUAAUGAAUGCAAAAAGAAGGAAUGCUCCUUAGCUGAAGAUGUAAAUAUCUAUUCAAAUUAUAAUUAAUGUUAAUAAUUUGAUUCCCAGUUAGAUUGUGUUUUCAAAAAUGGAGGAGGUUGUAAAAAUAGACCAACUUAUUGUGAGGGUUACGAUGCUCAGGAAGAUUGCUUAUCAGUUUCAGUUUAAAAAUGUUAUUGGAUUAUUGCAUAGAAUAAAUGUAGGAGAUAAGGAUGUGACAGUCAAUUAUUAACUUUAAAUCAUAAUUAAUGUAAAAUGGUUGGAAAGUGUAUGGGUAAACUUAAUGGUGGUUGUUAAGAUAGGCCAAUUACUUGUAAUAUGAUUAAUGAUAAUUAAUUUUGCGAUGUUGAUUAUUCUAAUAGGAAAUGCUAUUGGAAUUCAAAUUAAUGUGUGGAAAAUGUUUGUUCUAGUUUUGUUUACCCUGAAUUCACUAAUCAUUUACAGUGUAAUACUGUAAAUAACAAAUGCACUUAUGAUUAUUACAAUGGAACAUGUCGAGAUUAAACUUGCGAAAUAAUUCAUCAAAAUGAUUGUUUGACAAAUUUAUCUUGCAAAUUGCCAAAGAAAUGUAGACUAAAUUAAUGUUCUGAUGCACCAGUAUCAUUAAUCACUCAUGCAGAUUGUGAAUUAUGGCUCAAGAAUUGUACUGUUAAUGUUUAUUAAAUAUCUGGCAGCUAAUAAAUUCAUGGAUGUAUAUAAAAACUAUUAAAUUGUAAUGAUUUUCAUUAACAAUAAUGUUAUUAAACUCUUGAUGGUUAUCAAUGUAAAUGGACUGGUGCAAUAUGUGCUCCAAAGAUAUGUUCUGAUUAUAGUACUUCUUCAUCAACUUUAUGUAACAAUCUAAAAGUUGUUGGUAUGAAGUGUUUUCUUGAUUCGGUAAAUUCUAAAUGUUAAGCAUGGCCAACUGUAUGUUCAGGAAUUUCAUAUCUAGCAUAAUGUACAUAAGGUUUGCCAGAUGGGACCAAAUGUUUUUGGGAUGGUACAUCAUGCAAUUUUAAAGCCUGUAAUAUACCAAGUGGAAUGACCAACAAUUAUUAGUGUUAUUAAUGGAAUUCAAUUUGCAAUUAUGACAUUACUACUUCUAAAUGUAAACAGCGAGAUGCUCUUGAUACUUGCAGUAUGACUGCAACUUUCACUGCCUAAACCAAUUAAGAAUGUAAUGCUUGGAAUAAUUCAUGCACUGUGAAUACUUCUGGAGCAAUAGGAUGCCAAAGAAAAUAAUAUUAAUGUUUAAGUUACACUGAUCAAUAAAAAUGUGUGGAUGAUUAUUAUGGAGUGAAAUGUGAGUGGAAUACAGCCACUAGUUAUUGUGACGAUUAUGUCCCUGCUCUUUGUCCUGGAACAUUAAAUCUAGUAGUUACAAAUCAAUUAUGUGAAUAAAUAUCUAUAUAAUGUGUGAAUUAAAAUAUUGCUUGUGAACUAUUAAAGACAGAUUGUUCAUUUUACACAUUUGAAAUGUAAUGUAAAAUCAAUUCGUACUAUGAGCCUUGCGUGUGGAAUGGUACUACUUGUUCAAGUUAGUAAUGUUAAUCAUAAACAACAGCUAAUAAUGAUAGCGAUUGUUUUAAAUUUUUCAAUAGUUCAAAAAAUUGUUCAUAGAAAAUAAAAGCAGAUGGAACUAGAGAUUAAGGAUGUGAGAUUAUGGGUUUAUGUUCUUCUAUCACUAGCUAAGAAAAAUGUAAUGUGUCUGUUUCACAAAAUGAAGUUUCUUGUUAGUUUAUAGGUGGAGUUUGUUAAGAAGUCCAUAAAAACAAUUCUUUGAAUUGUCAUUUAAACGGAUCAGCUGUUUAAAAUUAUGAAUGCAAGUAAAUCAAUGACAAAUGCGAGUUGAAUUACAGAAAUGGGAUUGGUUGCACUGCUAAAUCAUGCAGUCUCAUCGCAAAUAACAUUAUCUGUGAUCUUUAGAAACCAAAAGGAGCUACUUGCAGUUGGAAUUAUACUCUCAAUGUAUGCGAAACAAAUCCUUGUUCAUUUUAUAUGACAGAUACAACAUGUAUUUAAGCAUACGAGAAUAAUAACGUUAAAUGUUUUUGGUGUAAUGGUGCAUGUAUCAAUAGCAAUUAUUGUGAAGAAGUACUUGCGGAUUAUCAUAAAGAAUGUAAUAAUAAGAACCAAUUAUAUACGAUAGCAUAGUAUCAAACAUGUGCAUUAGCCUAAACCAGUUGUUCUGUUUAUUCGGCAUCCUCUUCUUGCAAGUUCUCAGAAAAUCGAACUAAAUGUGUCUUUUUUUGGACAAUUUCUGGUAUUGCACUUCCAACAACUGGAUUUUGUACUGAAUUAUGUCCAAGUCAGCCAGAUUAAGUAACUUGUGAAUAAUUUUCCAAUUAUUGUUAUUGGACGAGUGGUUCUUGCAUCUAAGUUCCCAUAAGUUGUUCAGAUUAUCUUACAUCGGAAUGUGAGAACUCAAUAAUUAGAAAUGGUACCAGAUGUACUAUUGAUGUGUCGGCCUUAUGUGUUUAAAAAGUCUGCUCAAAUUAUAGGGAUGGUGCAAGUAGACAACCAAGUAAUCAGUCUGAUUGUGAUAACUGGUUAGAUAAUUGUAUUUUUAGUGGAAACAAAUGUGUUGAUGCUUGUCUAUUUGCCACAUUAUCAUCUGUUUCUAUUACAUCCUGUGAAUAAUAUAAACCUAAUAAAGUUUGCACUAUUGGAGAUGAACCUAAGUGUGGACCUCUUGUGCAAUUGUGUUCAUAAGCAUAACAGAGUUAAUGCUAUUAAAGUGCAACUAAUUAGAAAUGCUAUUGGAAUAGUAAUGUCUCACAAUGCUUUGAAUUAAAUGCAUGUAAUAUAUUGGAUAAUUUAAACAAUACUCAUACAAAGUGCAAUACUUUAUUGAAUAUUUGCACUGUAAAUGAAUUGCGGGAUGGUUGCAUAGAGUUAACUGAUUGCCCUAAUUAUACCAAAUCUUAUCAAUGUUAUUUUAAUAGAAAUCAUUUUCCAUGUUAUUGGGAUGUUAAUAAAUGCAAAACUAAAGAAUGCAACUAUUAUGUAAACGAAUCCACUUGUGAAAAUGCUACUUUAAGUGACAAAUGCGUAUGGGAUCAUAUCAAUCUAAAAUGUAUACUUCUUGAUUGUAAUACUCUUCUUGUAGAUUAAACUCAUUUAUGUUCUGAUUACACUAAAUAUUGCAUAAAUGAAUCCUGCAAAACUGUUGAAUGCGAAGACUAUUUUUAUGGUGAUGAAAUGUAAUGUUAAUAGUUAUUCCCUGAUAAACAUUGUACAAGUGAUGGCCAAACAUGUUUAUAAAGAUUAAAUUGUAAUGAUUGUCAUUAUCAAAUAUGUUGUAAUUUCGAUAGAACUUCUAAUGAUUGCAUUUGGGUUUCUGGAAAUUGUUAUGAUAAAAUUUGCAACUCUAUGCCCAUCAUUCCAUUUACUUUUGAUGAAUGCAAUUCUGUUUAAACACAAUGUACUCUCAAGGCUUAAGGAGGAUGUUAACUUAAAACUAAUUGUAAUUCUUACAAGUAUGCGUCUGAAUGUUUAUUUGAUUAAAAUGGAGACAAUUGUGUAUGGGAAUAGUCUUUAUAACAAUGUUUCUCUGAUAUGUGUCAACCCAUUUGUGGAGAUGGAGUUGUUACUUAUCCAUUUGAAGAAUGUGAUGAUACCAAUAAUCUACCUUAUGAUGGAUGUUAUGAAUGCAAAAUUCAAUGUUCUUUUGGAUGUUUAAUUUGUGAAGCCAAGGUUUGUUUGAAAUGUAAUCCAAAUGGAUGGAUUCAUAACACUAUUACAUAGGAAUGUGACUCAAUUUGUGGAGAUGGAAUUAUAACUAUUUUAGAAAAAUGUGAUGAUGGUAAUUUUAUUUAAUUUGAUGGUUGCUAUGAAUGUGAUUAUCACUGUUCCUUUGAAUGUUUAAAUUGCUAUUAAGGAAUAUGUUAGGAGUGUCUCUAUGGAUUCUAUCAACACAACUCUUUUUGUUUCACUCAAUGUGGAGAUGGCAUUGUUAUUGAAGAAAAAGAAGAAUGUGACGAUGGUAAUCUUAAUGAUCAUGAUGGUUGUAAUAGCAAAUGUGAAGUUGAAACUAAUUGGAAAUGCAUCAUAUAAGAUUAAUUAAGUCUUUGUAUUUAAUAAGAUUUUCCUCUCCCACUACUUUCAAUAAUAAAUCGUAACCCAGCUUAUUUAUCAUUGACCUUUACUUAACCAGUUAUGUUAUCUGAAUCAUAUUACAAUUCUCAAGAUUUUAUUAAAUCUAUUUAAAUCUCUAUCUCAGACCUUGACAAAAAUCAAUUCAGCUUCACACUAACACCAAUAACUUAAGUAUCAAAAGAAUUAAUGGAUGUCUCAUAUACAAUUGAUCUAUAAUUUUAGAUUUCUAUCAAACACCCAAUUUUAAAUUUAACAUUUAAUCAAGAUCUAUUAAUCAAUGAAUUAGGGAAUAACCCAUCAUCUAGAGUUACUCUUAAGUUAUACAAUAUUGAAAUAUUGACUAAUUUGCAAAAAGUAAUUACGGAAACAGCAGCAUAUUUCAAUUCAAUUGUCCUCUAUAUUCUCAUCGGAAUAGCUGUUCUAUCAUUUUUCUUAGGCAACUUUGAAAUCUUUUGGAAUUUACUAGAUAAUCUAUAAUAAUUAUCAUACAUCAAAUACAUAAAUAUUAACUACCCCAUUAACUUUUCAAUUUUCCUCGCCAUUUUUGAUUUUGUAUCAUUAUAGCCUUUAUAUGAUUAUCUUUAUUUGGAUUCAAUUUUUGAUAAGCUUAUGCAAUAAGAGACUCCCACAAUUUAAUAUAAUGUUGGCAAAUUUGAAAUCUUUCAGACUGAUUGUUUCUUUGGAACUAAUUUUUAAGGCUUCAUAAUUAUCCUAUUAACUAGUAUCAUCAAUUAUAAGUUAUCAAAAAUAAUGAUUCAGUUACUCAUCAAAUUAAAAUAUUAACAUUUAAUCAAUCAUGUUGAUUCUUCAGUUAAAUGCUUAGUCAAAAAAAUAAUAGAACUAUUGCAUUCCAUGGAAUCUUUUGCAUUAAUUUACAUCAAGUCAUUCUUCUAUUAAGGAUUGAUUAGAGUGUAUUUAUCAAGCUACUAUGAUUUAACAUUCACCUCUCUAUUACAAAUAGUUACAUUCUCCUAAUAAAGUAGACUACUGUAUAUAUGUUCAGCCUUUUCCGUUGCUAUUUUUUCAUUUAAUUUAUUAUCAAUUUUGGGAUUCUAUUCCUAUUCAUUAAUAUCAAAUAAGAUAAUACAAACUGUGAAAUCAAACUUGUUUUUUGAAGGUAUUAAUACUAAAUUCAACAAAUGGAAUGCCCAAUAUUAAACAAUCCUAUUAAUAAAGAAAUUAAGUUUUAUAUGCACAUUGGUGCUUUUCUAAGUUAUGCCAGCAUGUUAAACUCUAUUUAUAUCUUUUCAAUCAGUAAUAUUUACUUUAUAUAUUUUGUUAUCGAAACCAAUGAUUUAGAGUUUUGAGAAUUUCAAAAUCAUUGUUUUUGAAACUUCAAUUUAUUUAAAUUCCAUCUUAUUUUUAUGCCAUGAUAUGGAUUAAUUUUAUUAAUAUAGGAUAUAAAUUGGAUGGGUAAAUAUAAGUUUGUUUAGUGUUAAUUUAGUAUGUUGUUUGAUGGUUGAUAUUUAUCAGUAGUUCAAAAUUUUGAAAUCAAAGCUAUGUAAACCAGUAUUUAAAGCAAAAAAGGAACCUAAUCCAAAUAUUUUUUAAAUGUGUUGA
Messenger RNA from Paramecium tetraurelia, 6492 nucleotides. RefSeq lists its product as uncharacterized. The transcript has a single exon. The record is from RefSeq and is a predicted model, not a curated record. Lineage: Eukaryota; Ciliophora; Oligohymenophorea; Peniculida; Parameciidae.